Benincasa hispida (wax gourd) is the source of this 775-nucleotide messenger RNA. RefSeq names its product CRIB domain-containing protein RIC4-like. The record is from RefSeq and is a predicted model, not a curated record. Lineage: Eukaryota; Viridiplantae; Streptophyta; Magnoliopsida; Cucurbitales; Cucurbitaceae.
UGUAGCUUUAUAUCAAAGCUACUGCCCACAGCCAAACGUUAUUAUUUCAUUAUAACAAACCAAUUCCAUUUCCCCGAAAUGGGUUUUGAUUUCUCUCUUUUUCUUUUUUUUUCUCCUCUAGAAAAUUAAAACUAUUAUUUGAUUUCUCAAUCUCUUUCUUUCUCUUUGAAUGUGAAAAAAGAAAAAAAAAAAAAAAAGAAGAAAAAGAAAAAUGAGACGUAAAAUGGAGAGAUUGGUUCUUCUUCCUUUCUCUGUGGGAUGUAUCUCUGAAUCAAGUGUUGCUGUGGGAAUUCAACACAAUAAUGCAUCAACUUCCAAACCACACCCCAUCUCUUCUCCUACAUCAAGUGAGAAAGAUGAAGAUGGGAAAGAAGAAGUUGGUGGUGAAACCCUAUUAGAGGAAAGCUUGAAGAACUCUCAGAGGUUCACAGCACUUGCAAAGCCUAAUAUUGGAGUUGGUUUUCAUAGGCUUUACAAAGGUUUCAAGAACAUCUCUCAAUUAUUUGUGUACAAAGAUGAGAUGGAAGAAAUGGAGAUGGAUAUGGAAAUAGGAUCUCCCACAGAUGUGAAGCAUGUGACACACAUAGGAUGUGAUGCCACCACAAGAGAUGAUGCCAAUUCUUUCAUUGCUUGGGAAACUCUUCUAGCUUCUUCUUCUUGGAGGCAAUUUGAUGAUCAACUUUCAAACCCUAAACAUUUACCUAAUAUUCUUGGUCAUUCCAUUUGAAAAAUCUCUCCAUAUAUAAUAUUUUAUCACUACUUAUGUGCAAACAAA